ACAGGUAAAAAUGGUUGGAGGUUUGAGAUUUCUCACAACUCUAAAACUAGAGGUGGAGGUGGAAGAAGAGGUGGCGGAGGUGGUGGUCAUGGUCGGUCCGGUGGGGGUGGUUCUGAUUUGAAAUGUUAUGAGUAUGGUGAACCUGUUCAUUUUUCCCGGGAGUGUCAUUCUUCUCGUGGUUUUGGAGAGGGAGGAAGAUGUCGGAGCUGCAGUCCACCUCGAUUGCGUAGGAGCCCAAGUUAUGGGCUAAGGAGUUACAGUCCUCGUGAGCGCUCCCCUAGGCGGCAAAGCCCUUCUCCCCGUUGUCGUAGUCCUUCACCUCGUCGGUGCAGCUACAGCAGGUCACCUCCUCCUUAUCGUGGACGUGAGGCCGUAGCACAUGCUAACGGAAAUGGGUUAAGGGAUGCACCUCGUAGCAAAAGUUGAUUUUUAAAAAAUUAUUAAACAAUGCAAAGGUUAGAUCAUCUUUUCCUCCCUCUUAUUUUUAUGUGUUGAAAAUGUUUCAUUUUAUUGUACAACACCCAAACUUACAGUGGCAAAGGACAAAUAUUAGACAAAAGACGACUGAGCUCUGACAUUAUAUCAAAGCACCACUAGCAUUCUCACUAACUUAUGUUUUGGUAUUGCAUUCUCACAAUGAAAUUAACCGAGUGAGAUAUUUUAACGUGAUGACUGCAAAACUUUACAAAUACAAUACUUCUGUUGGCUAAAUCAUUCAAUAGAAUUGAUGCAUCAUCAUUUCGUAUGCGUACAUCCUUGUGCCAUGUAAUUAGUUUACAUUUAUAGUGAUAUUUAUUGUCGAUUUUGAAUGGCUUGUUUUCGUAUGCACACGGCCUGAUGAACAUCGAUGAUUCAAAUAGUUGUGAAUCAAACCGGAGUUAUAAGCAUUUCAGUUCGAUAGUUGCAUAGCAGCUGUUGUCACUUGUCAUCAACUUAGUAAGAACAUGAUGAUAAUAUAUUCUUAGCUUGUAAUGACAAUUUUGCAAAUUAUUUUAAUUUGUUUUUACCACUAUGUCUAUUUUUAGUAAGAACGUGAUGAUAAUAUAUGUGUAUUAUGAGAGACUAGAGUUGAAGUAUUUCUUACCACUGUCUAUUUUUAGUAAGUAAACUCAGCCAAAUUUAGAUUGUAGCUUUUCUGAUUGGACAAAUCAGUUGUCAACUUUGAUUCUAUGUCAAAAAAGUCCCUUCAUAAUGUCAAUUAAAACAAUUUUUUUCCACCUAAUGAAACAAUUUGAGAAUAACAUGUACCCCACGUACAUUUACUCCACACACACAUGGGUGAUGAUCCGAAACAAAAAGAGUAGUUUGUGGCUAGAUCCAUGUAAGACACUCACGUAACAGCAACGAAAAAUAACUGACCAUUAUUCAAAGUUCCCUUACUUUUUGAGCAAUGCCGACGGCGUCUGUGAAAUCUGCCUCUUGUGUAUUUCACAAGAGUUUCUAAUUAUUAGUCCACUAUGGAUAAGAUAGAACUAGAAGUAAGUUUUAAAUCUGCCUCUUGUGAAUGGAAGCAUUUAUUAACAUUUAUAUACAAAUUGUUUCUAUAAUCAAAGGUAAGAAAGUGGGGCAGUAGGAUAGGUAAGAGUUUAAGGGGGUUACGUGAAAUGUACUCUAUAUGAGCUCUCUCUCUAUCUCUCUCUCUCUCUCUCUCUCUCUCUCUCUCUCUCUAUUCUUUCUCUUCUAUUCAUAUCUAUGGAUCGUAGUUGGAUGCAAAAAAAAACGCUCAAGUGAAGAGUAUAAAAAAGGAGUGUUAGAGUUUUUAACAUUUGUCGAAACUAAUCUUCCCAAAAGUAAUGGACGAUUUCAUUGUCCUUGUGCUAAGUGUGUGAAUAUUGCACCUUUAAAUGCUAACAUCGUAUGGGAUCAUCUUUUGAUAGAAACCUAUAUAUAAUGAGCUUAUUCUUAUGUUUUCAAGUUUUUUUCUUUCAAAAUGAUAACCUCUUGUUCCUUUCAAACUGUCUGUUGUAUUUACUUGUGCUUUGUUUCUUAAUAGUUUUAUAACAUAUAAGCUAACUAGUAUUAUAUAUUUUCAAAAUAACACUUCGACAGAUGUACUCUAAAAGUAAGUGUGUAAUGCCUAUUUUCACGGGUCAUUAUAUACCUGCAUUUCCUUAUGGCAGCAUCAAUGAAGUUCUGUUUCUAAAUAGAUUUUGAGCUAAUAAAUUUUU
Vicia villosa (hairy vetch) is the source of this 2168-nucleotide messenger RNA. RefSeq names its product serine/arginine-rich splicing factor RSZ22-like. The annotation marks the transcript as partial. The transcript is spliced from 3 exons. The record is from RefSeq and is a predicted model, not a curated record. Lineage: Eukaryota; Viridiplantae; Streptophyta; Magnoliopsida; Fabales; Fabaceae.